CAUGAGCGCGAGAUUUUCCCUCGGCGGUAGGUGGAGACUGGACACAGCAGAGUGGAGUCGGUAUCCAGGCAGCUCCUCUCUCUUCCUCUCUGAAAGCCAGGCUAGAUCGUCUCUGCAACACACUGAGAGACUGAUGCUGCCUAAAUGAGCUAACGUCUCAGCUGUCUUCAAAGACAAAAGCAACAUUUUCAUUGAGACUUAAGUUGUUGCCUGGUGGCAGAUGUCUCGUUGCUUCCUUGAGAGCUCAGAGGCCAGUUGGAGUCAGGAGGAGGGUCCUCAGCAGCAGCAGUGAUGCGGGCUUCAGUGGCAGGCUGCAGGAUGAGCGUGGGUGCGCUCCUGAAUGGGCUGCUGGUCUCUGUGGUCGCAGCUCUGCUUUGGAAGUAUUCCAAGCUGAGUGAGCAUGCUGCCCUGCUGGAGGAAGAGCUGCACAUGACACGGCAGUCCCAGGAGCUCUCACAGGCCCACAUCGAUUACCAUGUCGCCCUGCAGGCUCUUCAGGAACAUGGCACCCGAAUGGUCUGCACUGGCAAGAUGCACACUGACCGCAUUUGCCGUUUUGACUACCUCUGCUACUGCUCUGAGGCAGAGGAGUUUGUGUUCUUCCACUCCAACUCCUCUGUCAUGUUGCCUAAUCUGGGGUCCAGGCGCUUCCAACCUGCCCUGCUGGACUUGUCAUCAGUAGAGGAUCACAACACCCAGUACUUCAACUUUUUAGAGCUCCCAGCUGCAGCUUUAAAGUUCAUGCCCAAGCCUGUGUUUGUACCAGACGUGACACUGAUCCUAAACAGGUUUAAUCCUGAUAACCUAAUGCAUGUAUUCCAUGAUGAUCUGCUCCCAAUCUUCUAUACCAUGAAACAGUACUCAGACUUGGAUGAUGAGGCUCGUCUUGUGUUCAUGGAGGGCUGGAGUGAAGGUCCGCACUUUGACCUCUACAGGAUUCUGAGCAGCAAGCAGCCACUGCUCAAAGAACAGCUUAGAAACUUUGGCAAGCUAAUGUGUUUUACCAAAUCUUACGUUGGCUUGUCCAAGAUGACCACCUGGUACCAGUAUGGCUUCGUCCAGCCACAAGGGCCUAAAGCCAACAUUUUGGUCUCGGGGAAUGAAAUUCGUCAGUUUGCCAGGGCUCUGAUGGAGAAAAUGAACAUCACCAGAGUGGAGGAGGCUGAGAAGGAUGGAGGGAGUGCCGAAGAUGAGAAGGAGAAAGAGAAGAAGGACGAUUACAUUGUUGUGUUCAGUCGUUCAACAACGAGGCUGAUACUUAAUGAAGCAGAGCUAAUCAUGGCAUUGGCCCAGGAGUUCCAUAUGAGAGUGGUCACAGUAUCCCUGGAGGAACAGUCUUUUCCCAGUAUCAUCCAGGUGAUCAGCGGUGCUUCCAUGUUAGUCAGCAUGCAUGGAGCUCAGCUUAUCACCUCACUCUUCCUCCCCAGAGGAGCUGUUGUGGUGGAACUGUUCCCCUUUGCUGUGAAUCCAGAGCAGUACACUCCUUAUAAAACCCUUGCCUCCCUCCCAGGCAUGGACCUCCACUAUAUAUCCUGGAGAAAUACUAAGGAGGAAAACACCAUCACCCACCCAGACAGACCCUGGGAACAAGGAGGUAUUGCUCACUUGGAGAAGGAGGAGCGAGAGAGAAUACUGGCCAGUAAGGAGGUCCCCAGGCACCUGUGCUGCCGUAACCCAGAGUGGCUCUUCCGGAUCUAUCAGGACACAUUAGUUGACAUCCCCUCCUUCCUAGAACUCCUGAAAGAGGGCAUGAAGACCAAGCCCAGCUUGAAGAAGUCAAAGCCUGCCAGCACGGUUCACCCAGGCCGAGUCAGAGAACCCCAGUGUCAGACCUCAGUACAAACCACUAAUGAGGCAAAACUCACGGUCUCCUGGCAGAUCCCAUGGAAUCUGAAAUACUUGAAGGUAAGAGAGGUGAAGUACGAGGUGUGGAUCCAGGAGCAAGGAGAGAACACCUACAUGCCUUAUAUCCUUCCCCAGCAGAACUACACUUUCUCAGAGAACAUUAAACCCUUCACCACCUACCUGGUAUGGGUCAGGUGUAUCUUCAACAAGAACCUCCUGGGCCCAUUUGCAGAUGUUCUUAUGUGUAGGACCUAGUGCAAACACCUCACCAUUUUGUUGCUGUGCAGUUUUCUCACAAACGUUGAGUCAUGCUUGUUCCAGACAAUCAGAUUAGAUCAGUGGACUGCUUGAUUACCGUCUGUCCAGUGGAGGUUGGAAAAUAACAUAUGGGUUGUUUUUAUGAACCUAGAAGAGGUGUUUCCUGACCCAACACAGAGGACCUAGUGCCGUCUGGAUGAACUGCAAAAGAGUUGAACCACAGGGUCAGAACUCAAUGACAGUUGUUAAUGAAGGGAAAGUAUAUUUCAUGUACCUAUGAAAGAAAGUACUAAACCAUGUCUCUACUGAUAAUACCAGAAUUCAGAUAAACAGAUUUAUUUAUGUGCAAAAUAAUAUAUAACAUGUUUUUUUAGUAUUAGUCAAAACACUGGCUCUUUACCUUUUACAGUAUGCAAUGUAGCUUUUCUGUGGAGAGCAAGAGAAAUUUUAGAAUAGCAAGAUUUUUUAAAUGUUUUUUUGACCUGUCCAGUGUCUACUGUGUGUGUGAUACCUGUGUGGCUUAGUUUCCCUACCUACUGUGUAAUUACAUAUACCAUUAUUUGCAGAACCUAGACAAUACCAAAGCAACUUUUCCGAUGUUACUUCAGCCAAUCAUCAUUCAUGCCAUGUUACUUUCUCAUGUUAUGGAUCAUAUAUACAGUUUGAAACCCUUUCUCUAAAACAAUGUGAAAGAUUUGUAUAGAAGAAUUGUCAAGCUAGAGUUUUCAUGAAUACCACUCUAAUCCAUGUUUUUAUGACUCCAAGAGCAAAGAAUUAUGUAAUUACAGAGUAUGUAAUGGAGUAUUUGGUGAUGAAAGAUACUGCUCUUUAACAGGACUAUCUUAAUAUUAUUUCCUUGUGUGUGUUAUAACUCCACUAAUAAAUAUUUAUUUCCAAUUGCCACUAAUUACAAGUGUAAUGAUCAUUUCCUUUGGAUAGUGAAUCUGUUGCGCCACGUUUUAACCAGUAUAAAGCAGCCGUAUGCUGCUGGACAUUCGGAUUGGACAGCCUUGUGUAAAAAGCAUUUUCAUCGAGAAUGAGGUAUGUUAGAAUAGGACUCCACUGAUUUCUGUAAAACUCUGUCAAGAUAUAAUUCCCAGCUGUGUGUGUGUAUUUACUUUCCUUCCUUGUCAGUAAGAACAAGUCUGUUGUUGAAAUUGAGACUGAAACCACAGACAUCCAAAGCUUGCUGUUGAAGUUGUUUUGUGUCAUGUGCAAAUGAAGUGCUGCUGGUUGCUAGACUGACAAAAUGUAUUUAACUUUUAGACACGUGAAUUGGAGGUGUUAGAAUGUGGUCAUAGAAAUGUAGCAAGAGAUGGUUCAUGGAAUGGCACAAGUAAAGAAUACACUGCCAUCAACAUAUUGUGUUAUACUGUGCCAUUGUUAAGAUGGUGUCAUUUUUAUUGGACUUUUUAUCUGUGAUCAGUCCUCUAAACAUUACAAUAACCUCUUUGUAAUGUAUUGGAAUUUGCCAUAUGUUCAUUGAUAUUUUUUUUUUCUAAAGUUCUCAGAUGCAGUUCUUUGUGUCAAUGCACGUUUAAGAGAUUAUUUUGAGCCAUUGUUGUGUGUGCAGGAUGUGAUGGUUUCAAUAUGUGUGUGUUUGUAUUGUUGGAUAGAUUUCUGUGUUGCUCUUUCUUAGCUCAGUGGAGACAUUGUACUGUAUGUGCUGAGUGAAAGAAGAGUGUACAAGUCUCUGUUUUCUACAUUAGCAAAUAGUUGGAGUUUCUUUUUCAGAUUGAAUAAAGAAGCUUAUUUCCUACGUAA
Messenger RNA from Lates calcarifer (barramundi perch), 3867 nucleotides. RefSeq names its product protein O-linked mannose N-acetylglucosaminyltransferase 2 (beta 1,4-) (gene pomgnt2). The transcript is spliced from 3 exons. Gene Ontology annotation, cellular component: endoplasmic reticulum. The record is from RefSeq and is a predicted model, not a curated record. Gene Ontology annotation, biological process: protein O-linked glycosylation via mannose. Gene Ontology annotation, molecular function: protein O-acetylglucosaminyltransferase activity; protein binding. NCBI's taxonomy places the organism in Eukaryota, Metazoa, Chordata, Actinopteri, Centropomidae. The coding region runs from base 292 to 2100 and encodes 602 amino acids.